CCCUCACAAAAGUGUUGUUCUUACGAUUAGCACACAAAAUUCUACUUUCUGUUUCGUAAAUGGAAAUCCCGUAUGAUUUGAAAAGGAAAGCUGGACAUAUUUAAUGCUAAGACGUUUAUCAAAAUUUUGCGCGUAAUUGUGGUUUCAAAAUCAGGAUUGAUUAUGGCAAGCAAAUUUGACCCCAGAGCUGACAAUAAUUGUGUUGAUAUUGAUAUUGAGCAACUUAGAUCGAAAAUAGAAAAACCUUGGUUUCGAUCUGAACGGUUUGUUUGCUGUCCUUGGAAAAAAUUUAGUAGACCCAAUCUGUUAGAUCUAGGGAAAUGGAAAUUUUUGGAAAAGAAUAACAGUUGUAUACCAGAUGGUGAGGAGCUUGACAGUGUUUUAGAAGUGCACAAACUUUAUACAGCAAAACUCAAGAUGCCACCUGACGACAGAAUUCAAGUGACCUGGAUUGGACAUGCUACAGUUCUUGUUCAGUUUGAUAAAGUCUGUAUAUUAUCUGAUCCUGUAUUCCUGGACUAUUGUGGUCCAAACAGCGUAACUGCAUACAAGAGAUACAGAAAAGCUCCAUGCACAAUUGAAGAACUUCUUGGCAUUGUAAAGAUUGAUGCUGUUAUUAUAAGCCAUAACCACUAUGAUCAUUUAGAAGAAGCAUCUGUAAAAGCCAUUGGAAAAUCAGCCAGAGAAGAUGAAACAUAUAGAAAAUCUCCUGUGAAAUGGUUUGUUGCAAAGAAUCAAAAGGAUUGGAUUGUAAAAAAUGGGAUAAAUGAAAGUGAUGUAACAGAGCUAGAUUGGUGGGAAGGGGAGGACAAAAACAUCAGUUUGAAUGGACAGACAUUUAAAUUUGUUUGUACUCCAACACAGCAUUGGUGUGCCCGUCUUCCCCCUGUAGAUGAUUAUAAGGUUCUUUGGUGUGGAUGGGUUGUAAAAGGGCCGACUAAAUCUUACUAUUUUGCUGGUGACACAGGUUAUUAUGAAGAAUUGUUUAAGGCAAUUGGUAAGAAAUAUGGCGGUUUUGAUCUGGCAGUAUUACCAAUAGGAGCAUAUGAACCAAGAUGGAUUUUAGAAUUCCAACAUGUUGAUCCAGCAGAAGCUGUAAAUAUACAUCAAGAUAUUAAAUCUAAAUGUUCUAUAGGAAUGCAUUGGGGGACAUUUAAAACUUCAGCUUGUGAGUUCUUUGUUGAACCACCACAGAAGGUUGAGGAGGAAAUGAAAAAGAAGAAACUGGAUCCGAAACAGUUUAUAAGUUUAAGCCAUGGAGAGACGUGGUGUGUUGGAGAUGAAAGAAAAAUUCCCCCAUUCAUGACAUAUAAAAGCAGGGAAGGGAGACAUAGUAGUGCAGACCAGGCAAACAACUAUACAGACUAACAUUUCUUAUGUUGAUAUACAAAUGUGUAUUUGUAGUGUAGAUAAGCCAGACAACUAUAAUCUGAUCAAUGCUCUUUUAAAUUAAUAUAUACAUGUUGUUUAGUUGUUAUUGGUGCAAGAAGUUUAACUUUGUAAAACAUUUAUUGUUUAACCUGCUUUACAUAUGAACAUGAAGACAGUGUCUAAACUGGGUAGACAGAUCUGUCAAGUAUCAUUUUAACUAUGUAAGGGACAUAACUCUGUCAUGGAUUUCACUUAAAAAUUUCAGUCAAGUUUUUUGUACUCUUUGAGGUUUUGCUUUUGAAUACUUGUAAGUGAUCAAUAUAUCCACUUUUAGACCAAAGGACAUAAGUCUAUCCAGAAAUGUAAUAAAAUAUAUAUUUUACUAGUGUUUAAUAAAAAAAAUUAACACUUUUUAGUUACCAUUAUUCAUUUCCAGGCAAUGGGACAUAACAAUAACCGUUUUUUGCACAAUUCAUUUGUUUAAAAGUUGUUCAUACUAGUAGGUUUAUUGCUUUAGUAACAUACUACAUGUGUAUUAUCGUUGCAAUAAUGACAUUUUUCUCAAAUAAUGAAAGCUUGUCUUUUUUUCACACAAAGUGUAUGUAUAAAUGUUAUGUUGGUGAUUUUUACUUAGGUUUGUAGUUUUACACCAAGUGUCUGUGUAAGUGUUGGUGAUGUUUCCAUACAUAUGAAGUCUUGAUAUUGUUUUACACUUAGUGUACAUGCAUAUUAAAUGUUUGUGAAUUGGUUAAAUGGUUUUGUGUGAAGAUUUAUUAAGAAUAUUAUAACUAG
Messenger RNA from Ruditapes philippinarum (Manila clam), 2163 nucleotides. Its product is annotated as N-acyl-phosphatidylethanolamine-hydrolyzing phospholipase D-like. The transcript is spliced from 6 exons. Gene Ontology annotation, cellular component: cytoplasm. The record is from RefSeq and is a predicted model, not a curated record. The coding region runs from base 163 to 1368 and encodes 401 amino acids. NCBI's taxonomy places the organism in Eukaryota, Metazoa, Mollusca, Bivalvia, Venerida, Veneridae.